CCCACCUGCCGUCUUAGUUCCCAUGAUCCUCUGCGGGAAGAAUAGGUUCUAUUUUCUGUGUUCCUGAAAAGUACCGGUGUCAUUGCAACGAUAAUCAAUACUUCCACGCCGUCGUCGUCCCUCGUCUUUAAUGGGCCGGUGUUCGGGUUGACGUAAACCACCCCCGGCCGUGUCUUUUAAAACCCACCGCCCUUUGGAGGUUGCCGUCGUCCCUGCACCAUGUCGUACCCACCUCCGCUCAACCGCCAGCCGUUGAGCAUCCCGCAGCUGCCCCCCGGCAUCCCACCGCUGCCCCCCGGCAUCCCACCGCCCCAGUUCGGAAGCUUCGGCCCGGCUGUCCCACCAGGUACUCCCAUGAUACCAGUUCACAUGGGUGUCAUGACCCCCACUUCCACAGUUCUUGUCCCAACCACAGUCUCUAUUGCACAGAAACCCAUGAUCACAAAGAGGGAGUACAUCGGCAUCCGAACCAGGGAGGCCGAGGACGGCCCCACCACCACCGUGUUUGUGGGCAACAUCUCCGAAAAGGCGUCAGACAUGCUGAUAAGACAGCUGCUGGCUAAAUGUGGCAUUGUUCUCAGCUGGAAGAGAGUCCAAGGUGCCUCUGGGAAACUUCAAGCAUUUGGCUUCUGCGAGUACAAAGAGCCAGAAUCCACACUGCGAGCCUUGCGACUGCUGCACGAGUUGCUUUUAGGCGACAAGAAACUGCUAGUCAAAGUGGACGCAAAGACCGAGGCCCAGCUAGAAGAGUGGAAGGCCAAGAAGAAGAGUACCAAUGGCGGAGCAAGUGGCGAGUCAAAGGAUGAAGACGAGGUACUGGACGAGGAGACCCUGCAUCGGGACCAAGCCGCAAUGGGAGCAAUAGAGGUCCUCAUCAGAGAGUACUCAAGCGAGCUCAACGCAAGCUCGCUGGACUCUGAUGCUCAAUCUCGCAAGAAAAGGAGGGACAAGAAAGAGGAGGAGGACAUCAACGCCAUGGAACUGGAGGACGACAAGAGGGACUUGAUUUCCAGAGAGAUCAGUAAAUUCCGCGACACACACAAGAAAUUGGAGGAAGAGAAAGGAAAGAAAGAGAAGGAGCGGCAGGACCUGGAGAUUGUGCGCAAGGAGAAGGACAAAGAGCGGGAGCGCGAAAGGGAGCGCCGCGACCGCGAGAAAGAGAAGGAGCGGGAGCGGGACAAGGAGCGAGAGCGAGACAGAGAGCGGGACCGAGACAGAGAGCGGGAACGCGAGCGAGAGCGGGAGCGAGAUCGCGAGCGCGAACGGGAGAGGACGAAGGAGCGAGAGAGGGAUAAGAGUCGAGACAUCAGCCAAGGAAGAAGUCACUCGAGAGAGAGGCCCAGGGAGAACAAAAAGCGAGACCGAGACGAGGAUGAGGAGGACAUGUACGAGCGCAGGAGAAUGGAGAGGAGACUCCGAGACAAGGAGGACGCCUACCAGGAGCGACUGAAAAACUGGGAGAUGCGGGAGAGGAAGAAGUCACGCGACUACAGCAGGGACAGGGAGCGGGAAGAGGAGCGCUGUCGUGAAACGGUAAAAGAAGCCAAAAGACUAAAAGAAUUCCUGGAGGACUAUGACGACGAGCGAGACGAUCCUAAAUACUACAGGGGCAGCUCUCUGCAGAAGCGACUGAGAGACCGAGAAAAGGAAUCAGAAAUGGACGACCGAGACCGAAAGAGGGAAAAGGAGGAGCUGGAGGAGAUUCGACAGAGGCUUCUGGACGAGGGUCACCCAGACCCUGACGCUGAGCUGCAGAGGUUGGAGGAGGAGGCGGAGCGCAGACGAAGGCCUCCUCCGAAGUUGGAGCCUGAGGUGAAGGUGAAGCAGGAGAAGUCCCACCGGGAUCGGGACAAAAGAGGAUCGGCAAAACCUGUGGAGCCGGCGCCUCGAGAGCGACAGCACCACGAGCGAGAGCACCACGAGCGAGAGCACCACGAGCGAGAGCACCACGAGCGAGAGCACCACGAGCGACAGCACCAAGAGCGACAGCACCAAGAGCGACAUCACCAAGAGCAACAGCAUCACUUGGACGAGGAGGUAGUGGAGCGGAGACAGGAGGAGGUGGUGGUGGUGGAGGAGGAGGAGAUGGAGGAGGAACAGCAUGCCGCCCACAAUGGUGGGGAUUCGCCAGAGACUAAGCUGCUCCUCAAACCCCUCAUGCGACCAAUCAAUACCGCUCCCUCUGUGUCCUCUGCCAGCGGGAAUGCCACCCCAAACACACCUGGCAACGACUCCCCCCAAGGCAUCAUCAUUCCAGGCGAGAACACGCCUGAGGUGCAACCUCUCGAGGAGCACCGGCCCAAGAUUGGCCUUAGUCUCAAACUGAAUUCCACCAACAGCCCGAGCCAGCUCAACGCUGUCAAACGGAAGAAGCUGUCCGCCGUGGACAGCGUUUUCAACAAGUUUGACGAGGAGGAGGCGGACGAGCAGCCUCGCAAAAGGAAGCUGGUCCCCCUCGACUACGGCGACGACGAAAAGAGCCUGGGCCUGGACGGGGCGGAGAUCUCGGGGGGCAAGGGCGGCGCCAACACCGAGGAGAAGCGCAAGAACAUCAGGAGCCUUAUCGAGAAGAUCCCCACCGCCAGGCCGGAGCUUUUCACCUACCCUCUGGACUGGUCCAUGGUGGAUUCGACUCUGAUGGAUCGACGCAUCAAACCGUGGAUCAAUAAGAAGAUUAUUGAAUACAUCGGGGAAGAGGAAGCCACGCUAGUCGAGUUUGUUUGUUCAAAGGUGAUGGCGCACAGCACUCCUCAGGGUAUUCUUGAUGACGUCGCCAUGGUCCUGGACGAGGAGGCGGAAGUCUUCAUAGUCAAAAUGUGGCGUCUGCUAAUAUACGAAACCGAGGCCAAGAAGAUUGGAUUGGCGAAAUAAACUCUAAACGUACUCUACGACCCGCUUUUUCGCUCACAGUCCGGACAGCUUGCCAACGAUGGGCCUUAGACUCCUUACACUUUUGUCAGCGAGCAGCCGCUGGUGUGGGCUCGGCAACGGAGUGUGAUCUGUGAACAGUUAUUUGCGACACCAUAUUGCAUGGGGAAACUUACGUUGUAUUUUUGUUGAGGUUAUGAGAGGAAAUUGUAUUUUACCAUCUGUUCUCCAAUAAUUCAGCCACGUUGAAGCCCUGCUCAACUGUGUGACCUAAUAAAUAAGCUUUUUUAAGAAAA
This is a messenger RNA of Nerophis lumbriciformis (worm pipefish), 3164 nucleotides long. It is a transcript of the gene rbm25a, whose product is annotated as RNA binding motif protein 25a. Lineage: Eukaryota; Metazoa; Chordata; Actinopteri; Syngnathiformes; Syngnathidae. Gene Ontology annotation, biological process: regulation of alternative mRNA splicing, via spliceosome. The record is from RefSeq and is a predicted model, not a curated record. Gene Ontology annotation, cellular component: spliceosomal complex. Gene Ontology annotation, molecular function: mRNA binding.